Molecule: messenger RNA, 1808 nt
Organism: Moneuplotes crassus
Lineage: Eukaryota; Ciliophora; Spirotrichea; Euplotida; Euplotidae
Source: the annotation of a GenBank genome assembly
ACAGAGAUGGAAGACGAGCGAAUUGAGAAAAUAAGGAAUAUUUACCAACGAACGAAAGACAUCGGGAGACAAAUUACUCAAGAAAGAGAGAAAAGUUACCAGCUUUCAGACUCCUCAGAGGACGAUUACCCAGAAGGAAUUGAAAAUAGGCGCCCUGAUAAGUCUAAUAAGCAUAUUAGGGAUUGGGACGAUCAUGAUAUGAAUAUGGAUAAAAUUGAUAGGUCAACUGACGAAGAAGGCCUCCAUUUUGAAGACCUUAAGCAAAGUUUGUUAGAGAAAGACACACAGUUGCUUAAAGUCAGGUCUAAAAAUGAGAACAUCCUUAAUCAAUACAAAGAAGCUCAUGAAGAACUGGAACAGUGUCAUGAGCAAAUUGCUAGGCAAGCCUCUAUCAUCCAUGAGCAAAACUAUAAGCUUGAAGAAGCUAGCAAACGAAUUCAUGAUGCUAGUCAUAGCCAUAGUCAACUGAUGCAGCGCUCAAAGAUCAAUGUCACCUCUUUCCAAAAUGAAUUAGAGCAAAAGGAAGAGGAAGUUGUAAGACUGCGAGACCAGCUCAAUAUUAGCGAAGAAAGAGCCAGAGCUGCAUGAGUAGAAAUUCAACAAGACAAAGAAAGAAUCGAAGAUCUUGCUAAAGAAAUCAAGUAUAAAGAAGAAGAGAUUUCCAGGAUGAAGCACAAAUGUGAACAACAUGAAGCAAAAAUCGAUGAACUCAUGGUCAACAAAAAAUCUGAUUCAACUCAUUUAAUAGAGAUGGACUAUCUUAAAGAAGACAAGAGAAGACUCUUAGCCAUGCUUAAGUCCACUAAAGAGUUUAAGGAAUUCGCAGAGUUUGCAGAUGACAGCGGAGGGAACCUCCGGUUCCUUCAAGCUGAAGAACCAGACAUUGCUCCUUCCAAGAAGAAGAGAGGGACUAGUGCAAAGCAGAUGUAUAGUCCGGGUUCAAGGAUCAGUCCUGAAAAUGAGAAAGAGAAUUGGAUCCCUGAGGAAGCAUACCAGUUGGCUCAUGAAGUUAGGUACCAAACCUCUGGAGAGAUCUCUCCUCAACUGAUGAAUAAGCUUCUUACCUCUCUUAACAAGAUCUGGAGAAUCAGAGAGAAGCAGAACGAAUUGAGAAUUAAGUCCAAGUACACAAGUGAAAUCGAGAAGCUUAAGAGAGAAAGGAACAUGAAAGGACAGUAUGACGGAGUCCAAGCAAAGAAGUCAUUGGCAAGAACAAGAGCUCAGCUGAAGAAGGCUGAGGAGAAACUCCGCCAGUAUACUGAGAAACUCAAGAAAACCAAAAACCUUCCAUCAGGCAUGGAUGUCAUCGAUGAAGCUCUCAUGAUCGUGGCUGCUUCUCAAGAGGAAAAGAGGAAGUUGAUGGAGGAAAAUGAUAACCUUCGUAACCAAGUUUAUGAGCUUGAAGAAGUCAAGAAAAACAAUGACUAUGAAAAGACCAAAUUCAUGGAAGGGGCUAACUGGAUGUGCACAAAGGUCAUCAAAGAGAAAGAAAAAUAUGAUGAGCGUGAUUUAGAGCUCUUUAAAGAAUUUGACCAUAGAGUUAUCGGCUGUGAGCAUGAUCCCUCACUUGCUAUUAGAACUGUAAAAUGGUUGAAAGAAGCCUUAGAAGUCUCUGGUCUAGAAUUUGAUGAAGUUCUAGGCUCCUUACAGGAUUCAGCCCAGUAUAAUAUGGAAGAAGCAAUGAGAAGGGUCCAGAAAGUCUUUUCUGAUUUUGAGCCAAAUAUAUUAUCGCUCAGCCAAGAUACCACUCCUGUACCACAAUCUUCAAUAUCGAAAUCUUUAGCUUAGAAUUCAAUAUUUCGUUCAAA